Colossoma macropomum (tambaqui) is the source of this 3684-nucleotide messenger RNA. RefSeq names its product NACHT, LRR and PYD domains-containing protein 3-like. The record is from RefSeq and is a predicted model, not a curated record. The transcript is spliced from 11 exons. NCBI's taxonomy places the organism in Eukaryota, Metazoa, Chordata, Actinopteri, Characiformes, Serrasalmidae. Bases 693 to 3401 code for a protein of 902 amino acids. Gene Ontology annotation, molecular function: protein binding.
AGGUCCAGUACGCUUGUUCACGCUUUGUGUUUGACCUGUUAAAAACGCAGUGCUGAUCUCAAUGCUGUGAAAUGUUUGCCUUUAAUAUUAAGAGUUUUAUAUACAGCAAAUAUAAAACAUCAUCAUGACUGAAAUUGCAAUAUUCUGCAUACAUUAUAUUUCUGAUGUAAAAAUGAGUCAUGUUCAUCAUUUCCAUCUUUACAAUAAAACAAUACAUGUGAUUGGCAGGAGGUUUGGACCAAUGAAAAUAUGACAUGAGGAAAUGUGAUAAUUCUCACCCCGCCCCCUGCUGUCUUUCCCAGCGUUCUAUAUAAAAUAAGCUUGACGUAAAAGCAGUUCAGACAAUUAACAUUUACUAGUGUUUAUUCUCAAGUAUCAUAAAAUCUCAUGACAGUGUUGUCUUACAUUCAUUACUGAGAAUAAAAGUGUUUUCUGACUGAUAAUUGUAACAUUUCAACCCAAAAACACUGAAGACUUUUCAGUCAUGUUUGGGACACACACUGAUGUGAAUAUUUAUCCACAUUGAAUUGCUUGGUAUAAAUUGUUCUUUCUUUACUUCUUCACAGGGAGACACUUCUCAUCCCAGAAAUCUCCACUGAGUCUCUCCAGUGAUUGAGUCAGAUCUGCCUUAAAAACCCACCUGUGUGGACACGGACCCCAUCCGACAGGUUUUGUUAAACCAGAAAAGCAGGAUGAGCCUCUCUGAGCAGUGUGAGGAAGGCAGUUCCACCUCCAAGAAGCACUCAGAUCUAAUCCACAUAAAGAGAUCAGACUCUCCAGCACCCAGCUGUGUGUCCAUGAAGAGUAAUGAGUCUAUAGGUCAGCCCCCAAAUUUCAAACAUGGAGACCCCUCAUCUGGAUACAGGGUCCUGCAGGGGACGAGAGACAGAACAGAAGAAGACAUCAUCACAGAUAAAGAACAUGGUCAUGCUUCUGAUGCAGUGAAAGUUCAAGAAAACUUCAAAUUAAAUCUGAAACAGAAGUUUCAGUGUUUGAAUGAGGUGAUAACAAACCAGAAAACCCCAACACUUCUCAGUGAGAUCUACACAGAGCUCUACAUCACAGAGGGAGACAGUGGAGAGGUCAAUAAUGAACAUGAGGUCAGACAUAUUGAGGCAGCAUCCAGGAGAACAGCAACAGAGGACACACCAAUCAAAUGCAAUGACAUCUUUAAACCCUUAUCUGACCAACACAAACCCAUCAGAACUGUGCUGACAAAGGGAGUCGCUGGCAUUGGAAAAACAGUCUCUGUGCAGAAGUUCAUUCUGGACUGGACUGAAGGGAAAGCAAAUCAGGAUGUCCACUUCAUAUUUCCACUUCCUUUCAGAGAACUGAAUUUGAUGAAGGACCAAAAACUCAGUUUGGUGGAUUUUCUUCAUAAACGGUUUAAGGAGAUUAAAGAAAUGGAAAUAUCCAGAUCUCACAAAGUUCUGUUCAUAUUUGAUGGUUUGGAUGAGUGUCGUUUAACUCUAGAUUUUCAGAGCACUGUGAGAUUGGAUGAUGUCACUCAGUCAUCCUCAGUGAAGGUGCUGCUAACCAAUCUGAUCAAGGGGAAUCUGCUUCCUUCUGCUCUUAUCUGGAUCACCUCCCGACCUGCAGCAGCUGAUCAGAUCCCCUCUGAGUGUGUGGACCGAGUGACAGAAGUACGAGGGUUCAGUGACCUACAGAAGGAGGAGUACUUCAGGAAGAGAAUCAGUGAUCAGAGACUGACCAAUAGAAUCAUCACACACCUGAAGACAUCAAGAAGCCUCUACAUCAUGUGCCACAUUCCUGUGUUCUGCUGGAUUUCAGCCACUGUUCUAGAGAGAAUGUUGGGUGAAACAGAGAGUGGAGAGACCCCCAAAACUCUGACUCAAAUGUACACACACUUCCUCAUCAUUCAGACAAAAAUCAUAAGAGAAAAGUACAAAAAGAAGCAGAAGACAGAUGAAGAAAUACUUCUGAAACUGGGACGACUGGCUUUUCAGCAGCUGAUGAAAGGAAACCUGAUCUUCUAUGAGGAAGAUCUGAGAGAGUGUGGCAUCGAUGUGAAAGAAGCAUCAGUGUACUCAGGUGUGUGUACACAGAUCUUCAGAGAGGAAUCUGGGCUGCACCAGAGUAAAGUGUACUGCUUUGUUCAUCUGAGCAUUCAGGAACAUCUUGCAGCUCUAUAUGUGCACCUGACCUUCAUGACCCAGAAGACAAAUGUACUUAAACAGAGUCAGUCCUCUAAACCGGGGAGCUUCAAGAGAAAAGAAAUCUCAGAUGUACACAAGAGUGCUGUGGAUCAGGCCUUACAGAAUAAGAAUGGACAUCUGGAUCUUUUCCUUCGCUUUCUUCUGGGUCUCUCAUUGGAGUCCAAUCAAACUCUCAUACAAGAGUUAGUGACAGAGACAGGAAGUAGCUCUCAGAGCAAAGAGGAAACAGUUAAAUACAUCAAGAAGAAGAUCAGUGAGAAUCCCUCUGCAGAGAAUUCUGUCAAUCUGUUCCACUGUCUGAAUGAACUGGAUGACCGUUCUCUAGUUGAGGAAGUUCAGCAGUACCUCCAGUCUGACAAUGUUAACCAAAGAACACUUUCUUCUUCACAGUGGUCAGCUGUGGUCUUUGUACUGCUGACAUCAGGAGAGAACCUGGAUACAUUUGUCCUACAGAAAUAUAACAGAUCAGAUGAUGUUUUUCUGAAGCUGCUGCCUGUCGUUGCAGAAUGCAGAACAGCUGAUCUUUCAAGUUGUAAUCUGACAAAGGAAAGCUGUGCAGCUCUGGCCUCAGUACUCAGCUCAGAAUCCUCCAGUCUGAGAAAGCUGGAUCUGUAUUGGAAUAAACUAGGAGAUUCAGGAGUGAAACUGCUCUCUGCUGGACUUGAGAAUCCUCUCUGUAAACUGGAGACACUGAGGUUGAGUUAUUGUUAUAUCACAGAUGAAGGAUGUGCUGCUCUGGCUUCAGCUCUGAAAUCAAACCCCUCACACCUGAGAGAGCUUGAUCUGUCUUAUAAUAAUCUAGGAGAUUCAGGAGUGAAGCUGCUCUCUGCUGUACUGGAGAAUCCUCUCUGUAAACUGGAGAUUCUGCAGUUGUGUAUGUGUAAUAUCACAGAUGAAGGCUGUGCUGCUCUUACUUCAGCUUUGAAAUCAAACCCCUCACACCUGAGAGAGCUGAAUCUGUCUAAUGAUAAACUAGGAGAUUCAGGAGUGAAGCUGCUCUCUGCUGUACUGGAGAAUCCUCUCUGUAAACUGGAGACACUGAAGUUGUUAAAUUGUAAUAUCACAGAUGAAGGCUGUGCUGCUCUGACUGCAGCUCUGAAAUCAAACCCCUCAUACCUGAGAGACCUGCAUCUGUUUGGGAAUGACCAGAUAGAUACAGGACGUGACCAGCUGUUUGCUCUUCAGCGUAAUAAACAUAACAGACUACAAGAUCUAAAAGUGUGAUGAUGAUGAUGUGUAUUAUUGAUCACCAAAGAGACGACAUCAUGAAGAGAUGAAGUGAUUUCUGAAUGUGUGUGAGGAGCUCCAGCAGCAGGGGGAGACACAGUGUGUGUAAAUACAGUAUGAGUGUGUGGACAAGAUGGAUGUGUGUGUUUGUGAACAGAAAACUUCAUGAGAAAUAAAACAGUAAACAAACAACACUAAAAAAUGAAUGUCUGAUAUUCAGAGAGGAACAAUCGUCUACUCUGUCACACUCAGGUAACAGAUGGACCAUGUGAUACUUUGU